Molecule: messenger RNA, 1437 nt
Organism: Trypanosoma cruzi
Lineage: Eukaryota; Euglenozoa; Kinetoplastea; Trypanosomatida; Trypanosomatidae
Exons: 1
Coding region: 1-1437 (478 amino acids)
Source: RefSeq, a predicted model, not a curated record
AUGAGUGAGUUGGGUGAAAUUCUUAACACAGCCCAGAUUUCAAAACAUUAUGAAGUUAUUCAGUUUCUGUUGUCACAUGCGAAUGUGGAGUACACUCUGACGCAGCUGGAUUUUUUGAUUCCACGGGGAGCCUCGCUGCAACGCUUUCCGGAGGCGUGGCGAGAGUACAUGGAAGCCGGACGCUGCGGCAAUCAGUGUAUUGAAGUGUUCCACCGCAACGUCGAUGUCCCGGAUGUAGGUUUGACGGAUGACAGAGCGGUGAGGAAUGUGCGGUCUAAAAAGAAGGAGCUUGUUCUUGUCUGCCGACGGCCAGAGUUGCAUCGUCUUGAGGAGCUUGAAAGGUUGCUGCUGUCUCCUGCUAAAGUCCCAGAUAGAGAAGGAUGCGUAGCUCUUCACACGAAUCAAGUAAUCUUACAGGAGAAGCUUCUAAAGGAGUCCCAACAACGGGGUCUGCUUUAUUACCUUCCAGAUCACUACAUGAAAGCUUACGAGUACCGAUUAGUUAAAGGGCUUCGAAGCCCCUUUAAAAGGGGCGAAUCGCUGAACGUGUUUCUUUGCGAUGAUGAGGCUGAUGCUGUUCUGGGCACGGAUGGCACAGCAGGGCAGUUGGAACUUCCCGUUGGUGUGGUGGCUCAGUCAAUGUUGUACACACGUCGUGGGGUACCGGUGCGAGGUAAAAACAGCAUUCCUACUUGCCUCCAUGUGGGCGAGCGUGUCUUGGUGAUAUUCGACCGGGUUUUGUCUCCGAGUCAUGACUCUUCCAUCUCUGUUGAAGCCCCGGCUUUGAGAGUCUCACUAGGUAAACCCAGGAAAAACUUGGGCGUUGCCUUGCCUGUUGACGUGCGCGUGAAAGCGUCCAGGAGAUCAGGUGGGACUCAAAGGAGUUUCAUGGACGUACGGGCCCAGGCCAAGGGAAACGUGGCAGUCUCCGUAUUUGUGGAUGAAAUGGAAACGAUUGUUCCCGUGGAAGUCAUUGACGAGAUUACGUCAAUGCCGGGUGUGAUGAUUGGGAGAGAAACGCUACCUGCGCUCCCGGUACCCGAUGACAUUUGUAUUCAUGACCCUGCAUUGUGGGAUGGUAGGAUCGCGGGGCAGGGCGGAGAAGGUGAGGAGUUUAGGGGAGAAGGGAGAAAAUUGGCGGGGACGGUGCUCGCGUGGUGGUUAAAUCCCUCCCCUGCGGUUCUUAAGGUACGCGAUCUUACGAUUCCUGAUAGCGAGACGAUGGGUGCCGCCUCACGAACCGUGUGGAUUCCACACCAAAAGGACGAGGCUGCAUUGAGGGUUGUAAGGAAAACGCUACAGGAGCAGCAUGCCGCGGAGGUGGCAAGAAGGAUUCGUCGCAAACGGAACCGAAACCGUGAAUUACGGAAUUGCCACAUGGUUCACUUUGGCUUCGACGCCUCCGUGCCCUUUGGCGGGGAGAUGCAGGACCGCUAA